Messenger RNA from Pipistrellus kuhlii (Kuhl's pipistrelle), 3677 nucleotides. RefSeq names its product Scm polycomb group protein homolog 1 (gene SCMH1). Gene Ontology annotation, molecular function: protein binding. Gene Ontology annotation, cellular component: nucleus. Lineage: Eukaryota; Metazoa; Chordata; Mammalia; Chiroptera; Vespertilionidae. Bases 573 to 2678 code for a protein of 701 amino acids. Gene Ontology annotation, biological process: regulation of DNA-templated transcription. The transcript is spliced from 20 exons. The record is from RefSeq and is a predicted model, not a curated record.
CCGCCGCUCGCCCGCCAGCCGCCCUCGGGAGCCGCCCCCACCCGCCCCUCUCGCGUCCUCCGUCGCUCCUGCGCAGGGGAAACAUGGCGGCGGGAAGGGAGUGAGCGGUCCGUGCGGCCCCGCGCCCGCAGAUUUCUCCAUCUUACUAAAGGAAACACGAUUCCCUAUUUGGUAUAGCUGAUGGUACCAUGCAAAAAUAAGAUCCUCGAAAAGAGGAAUAUUACCAUCUCAUCACACUCAUCUAUGAAUGGAGCAAAAUAAAUGGAAAGCUGCAGGCAGAGGAUCAGAUGGAGAAAUUAACAUACAGAGAAACUGACUUGUCAGAGGUCAGAGCAAGGUAUUGGUGGAUCCAGGGAUAAAUCCCAACUUCUUAACACCUUGUCCAGUUUUUCAUUGACUAUGCAGCCUAGUGAAAUAGACUGGAAUGAUGUUAGAAAACACAAAUAUGGUCAUCUGUUGGAGUCUGCAUCCCAAUAUCAAGAAGCUACUGACAUCCUGGAGUUAGCAUCUAGUGCUUUUUGCAUGGCCCAAAGGGGCCCUGUGCUGCUCCACUGCAGAGGAAACUUCAAGAAAUGCUGGUUUGCUACAGUGUUUUAGCUUGUGAGAAUCUCUGGGACCUUCUCUGCUCCAUCAUGGGGUCUCCUCUAGGUCAUUUUACCUGGGACAAAUACCUAAAAGAAACAUGUUCAGUCCCAGCGCCUGUCCAUUGCUUCAAGCAGUCCUACACACCUCCAAGCAACGAGUUCAAGAUCAGCAUGAAAUUAGAGGCACAGGAUCCCAGGAACACCACAUCUACCUGUAUUGCUACAGUAGUGGGACUAACAGGAGCUCGCCUCCGCCUUCGCCUUGAUGGCAGCGACAACAAGAAUGACUUCUGGCGGCUGGUUGACUCAACUGAAAUCCAGCCUAUUGGGAACUGUGAGAAGAAUGGGGGUAUGCUGCAGCCCCCUCUGGGAUUUCGGUUGAAUGCCUCCUCUUGGCCCAUGUUCCUUUUGAAGACACUAAAUGGAGCUGAAAUGGCUCCCAUCAGGAUUUUCCACAAGGAACCACCAUCGCCUUCCCACAACUUCUUCAAAAUGGGAAUGAAGCUAGAAGCUGUGGACAGGAAGAACCCUCAUUUCAUUUGCCCAGCCACUAUAGGGGAGGUGCGGGGCUCAGAGGUGCUUGUCACUUUUGAUGGGUGGCGAGGGGCCUUUGACUACUGGUGCCGCUUCGACUCCCGGGACAUCUUCCCUGUAGGCUGGUGUUCCUUGACUGGAGACAACCUACAGCCUCCUGGCACUAAAGUUGUGAUUCCAAAGAGUCCCUAUCCUGCAUCUGAUGUGAACACUGAGAAGCCCAGCAUUCACAGCAGCACCAAAACUGACUUGGAUCAUCAGCCAGGGCAGAGGGGGCGUAAAUCAGGAAAGAAGCGGGGCCGGACACCCAAGCCCCUAAUUCCCCAUCCCAUCGCUACCCCAUCCAAGGCAGCUGAACCAUUGAAAUUCCCAAAGAAGAGGGGCCCCAAACCUGGCAGUAAGAGAAAACCUCGGACUUUGCUGAAUCCACCACCCACCUCACCAACAACCAGCACCCCUGAACCGGACACCAGCACUGUACCCCAAGAUGCUGCAACCAUCCCCAGCUCAGCCAUGCAGGCCCCCACAGUUUGUAUUUAUUUAAACAAGAACGGCAGCACAGGCCCCCACUUAGAUAAGAAGAAGGUCCAGCAGCUGCCUGACCAUUUUGGGCCAGCCCGUGCCUCUGUGGUGCUGCAGCAGGCUGUCCAGGCUUGCAUUGACUGUGCUUAUCACCAGAAAACUGUCUUCAGCUUCCUCAAGCAGGGCCACGGUGGUGAGAUUAUCUCAGCCGUGUUUGAUCGAGAACAGCACACCCUCAACCUCCCAGCAGUCAACAGCAUCACCUACGUUCUCCGCUUCCUGGAGAAACUCUGCCACAACCUUCGCAGUGACAAUCUGUUUGGCAACCAGCCUUUUACACAGACUCAUUUGUCACUCACCAACACAGAGUACGGCCACAGCCACGACAGGUACCUACCAGGUGAAACCUUUGUACUAGGGAAUAGUCUGGCCCGGUCCUUGGAGCCACACUCAGACUCAAUGGACUCCACCUUGAAACCCACCAACCUUGUCAGCACUUCCCAAAAUCUUCGAACCUCUGGGUACCGGCCUUUGCUUCCAUCCUGUGGCCUCUCACUGAGUGCUGCCUCAGCUAUGCGUAGACUGUGCGCGAGGGGAGUGUUAAAAGGAUCUGAUGGAAGCAGGGAUAUGGGAUCGUUUUGGAAACUAACUCAUUCCCCAGACCCCAAGAAUUGUGUUCUGCUCUUGCCCAGUUCCCAAGGUCUCUCCAGUAAUGGUCACCAGAACCACAGCAAAAGCAGUUUUACCCACCAGCCCCACACCGAACUAAGAUCAGACCGAUACCUGGAAAGCCGGGAUGCCUCUCGAAUGAGUGCCCGGGACCCAUCCUCAUGGACAGUCGAGGAUGUGAUGCAGUUUGUUCGGGAAGCUGAUCCUCAGCUUGGGCCCCACGCCGACCUUUUUCGUAAACACGAGAUCGACGGCAAGGCCCUGCUCCUGCUGCGCAGCGACGUGAUGAUGAAGUACAUGGGGCUGAAGCUGGGGCCCGCGCUCAAGCUCUCCUACCACAUUGACCGGCUGAAGCAGGGCAAGUUCUGAGCAGAGGACGCGGCCGACAGCUGAGGGGUGGAGCAGACAGGGCAGCAUUCUCCGGCCAGCAGCCGGCUCCCGGCGGUUGGUGGCACUUGGCGCACCUCAGGAUUGCAGGAGGCUUGCGGAGCCCCCACUGCUGCCCUCCAUGUCCUUCCGUGAAGGGCUGAGGAGGGGAGUGUUGGGCCCAGGGCUGACGCUGCUCUUCCCCUCAGGCCUGCCUCUGUUCUGAGGCCCCUCUAUUUAUUUCCCAGGUCCGGCCGGCCUCAGAAGUUUAGACUGACCACCUGCCAUGUGAUGGCAAGGGGUAGACCCCUGAGGCCUCAGAAGAUGGGGCCCUGAACUGACACUCGUGCCCAGUCCCUUACCACCUGCUGGGCCUGGUGUGGCACCCACUGCCCCACAUUUCCUGCCUUCUACAAAAUACCCAGAUUCCAAACUCAUGGUGCAAACCUCUACCUUUUUUAAAAAAAAUAUAUCAUUUUGUAUUGUUAUUUAUUGUUUCUGGCACUUGGGCAAGCCCUUCAGUUCCUACUCCUCACUCCAAACAUGGGGUUUCAGGAGGAGCAAGACUACCCUGCCCGGGUCCCAGAGAGGUGUGGCCCCUUCACAGAGGACAUUCCCUCAGGGACUUUCUCUUUGGGACAGACAGACCCAUAAAGCCUUGACCACAUCACUCAGUGUUGGGAGGAGAGGAUCCCUGUCAGCUUCCCCUCUCUAUCUUUCUGGGCCCUUCGCCCAGCCUCACCCAUGGGGGUGGGAGUCCCUGCCCACACUGACCCAGCACAGCUCCUUGCCCUGGCCAGAACUGCUCCCACAGAAGGUCGGGCCAAUGAUUUUAGGCCGAGAAGCCCCUAGGGUGGUAGGAGGAAAGGGUCUCCAGGCUGGAGUCUGGCGGCACCCACUCCGCUGUCCACACGCUUCCUUCGCAACCGGUCAGCACAGCUGCCCUGCUGCCAUCUGGACUUAUUUUAUGUUGACUUGUUUAUAAAUAAAAAGCAAUAUAGA